This is a messenger RNA of Planococcus citri (citrus mealybug), 735 nucleotides long. RefSeq names its product mitochondrial ribosomal protein S18C (gene mRpS18C). Gene Ontology annotation, molecular function: small ribosomal subunit rRNA binding; structural constituent of ribosome. Gene Ontology annotation, biological process: mitochondrial translation. The transcript is spliced from 3 exons. Lineage: Eukaryota; Metazoa; Arthropoda; Insecta; Hemiptera; Pseudococcidae. The coding region runs from base 159 to 653 and encodes 164 amino acids. Gene Ontology annotation, cellular component: mitochondrial small ribosomal subunit; ribosome. The record is from RefSeq and is a predicted model, not a curated record.
UUGGGAAAUGUGAUUGAUAAUUAUUUUGAUAUGUGAUAACACUCGAAAAUCGAAAGAAAUUCACUUCGUUAAAAUAAUUGAGUAAAAAAUGGAAUGAAUAAUUGAAUAAAAACUAGCAGUAAAAGUGAUCAGUUUCUUGUUGAAAACCGAAAGACAGUAUGUUUCAAUUUGCAGGAAUACGCUCACGAUUUGGACUAACGCUUCAUCUGAUAAAGUUCAACAUAAGCAAGCCUGAUCUACGCACCUUCUCAAACUCUGCCAAAUUAUAUUCCUCCUCAGAUGUGAAGCAACUAGAUUACAAUAAUUUAAAGCCAGACAAUAGUUCAAUUAUUCAUUAUGAAAGAAGAAAUAUGCCGGAAGAAAUGGAAAAUCCAUACGUCAAAGAAAAAGAACUAUGCGUUUUAUGCAAACAUAAAAUCACCCCAGACUUCAAGAAUACAAGAUUACUCUCCCAAUUCGUAUCAAGAUUCACAGGACGUCUAUAUGGUCGACACAUCACCGGAUUGUGUAAAGCGCAACAUGAACGUUUGGAAAAGGAAAUAAAGAAAUCUAUAAAUUCAGGAUUGUUUCCGGCGUAUUUCAAAGAUCCUCGAUAUGCACACGACCCGAUGCUCUACGAUCCCGAUAAUCCAUUCAGACCACACAGACAUUGAUUUGUAAUGUUUUGUGUUUGUUUAAUGUAUAAGUGCCUACCUUUGUAUCGUUUUUAAAAAUAAAAUAGUAGAUGAAAUUGAA